Molecule: messenger RNA, 2620 nt
Organism: Fopius arisanus
Lineage: Eukaryota; Metazoa; Arthropoda; Insecta; Hymenoptera; Braconidae
Product: pancreatic triacylglycerol lipase
Exons: 9
Coding region: 256-1950 (564 amino acids)
Biological process (GO): lipid catabolic process
Molecular function (GO): triacylglycerol lipase activity
Source: RefSeq, a predicted model, not a curated record
CCUCUCACCGCGUAAUACCUUCACUCCGUCAUUUCCAACUUCCCCAACGCAAAUAUCACUCGAUCUACAUGUUAAUUAUUCAGUGAACAACUCGGGAUCAAUUUAUCAGCGUAUUGAUCCUGCUACCACCUUUCUACGCGUCUUUAACCGCAAGCGAAUUAUCCAUUCUUCAUCCGUAAUUAAUAUUAACUGAUCAAGCGAGUGCCAUGGACCGGUAGAGGAUCCAAAUCGGCUGUGUCAUGCUAAACAUCAAAAAUGAUGAGAAGGAUAGGCGCAAGACCACGAGUAUUUGCGGAAAUCCAGGGACCGGUGAUUCUAUUUUUUUUGACAUUGGGACCGAUUUUGGGUUCUGCCGGAAUUCUGGAUCCCUGGCAAUGGGCACGCAGUGACAGAAUUGAAGUCAACAUCCCUUGGCUACCAUUUGAGAAUGAAACGAGAUGCUACGAGGAUCUGGGCUGUUUAAAUAUCACCAGGAGUUGGUAUCACCUCAUUCAUCGGCCAUUAAAUGUCUUUCCACUUCCUCGGGAAGUCAUUAACACUCGAUUUAUACUUUACACCAAUGAAAAUCCGACCGAGGGGCAGGUGUUGAUUGUUGCUAAGGACAAGUCGAUAAAGCGCUCGAAUUUCGAUCCAAAGAGGAAGACUAAGUUUAUUAUUCAUGGAUUUAUUGACACACCAUUGAGUAAUUGGGUGAAGGAGAUGAGAAAUGAAUUACUUAAGCAUGGAGAUUAUAAUGUGAUUGUUGUUGAUUGGGCGGGUGGAAGUCUUCCUUUGUAUACUCAGGCCACUGCUAAUACCCGACUGGUAGGACUGGAGAUCGCCUAUCUCGUUAAACAUCUUCAGACUAAUUACGGGCUGGACACGAGUGAUGUGCACCUGAUCGGGCACAGCCUGGGGGCACACACGGCGGGUUAUGCCGGUGAAAAAUUGGAGGGACAAAUUGGCAGAAUCACGGGUCUUGAUCCAGCCGAGCCUUAUUUCCAAGGUAUGCCCAGUCAUCUCCGUUUAGAUUGGACUGAUGCACAACUGGUCGACGUCAUCCACACCGAUGGCAAGAGCAUCUUCUUCCUAGGGCUUCCAGGGUACGGCAUGAGCCAGCCGUGUGGUCACCUAGACUUUUACCCAAAUAACGGUAAGGAACAACCCGGUUGUACAGAUCUGAGUGAAACAACACCAUCUUUGCCGUUGACUCUGAUUCGCGAGGGUCUUGAAGAGGCGUCGCGUGUUCUCGUUGCGUGCAAUCACGUUAGAGCCAUCAAGCUCUUCAUCGAGAGCAUCAACUCAAAGUGUCAGUAUGUGGCACACGAGUGCACGGAUUACGCACGCUUCCUCAGGGGGGAGUGUUUUUCUUGCAAAAGCAACAGCAGUUUGAGCUGUGGAAUCAUGGGGUAUCACGCUGACAGCAGUCCGGCUUUGGUCAAGAGAAUUUCUAUGGGUCAGGACGCGUCCGCUUUACUCGGCUCCAAGUUCUUUUUCUCAACGGGAAAGGAGGAUCCGUACUGCCGGAGACAUUAUCGAAUAACCAUUAAUCUUGCCCGCCCCCCCACAGCCGAGAGCUGGGUUCAAGGAUUCAUGAAGGUAACUCUUCAUGCUGACAAUGGUGUCAUCAGAAAUAUGGAUUUAACACCGAAUGGAUACAUGAAACUAGAGCAUGGGACAACUCGGAGAAUAGUUGUAGCUCACCCAGGAGGAGCUGCGAAUGAUCUUGGGAAAAUUCGGAGGGUAGAAUUGUCUUGGGCGUACGACAUGGACGUACUGCAGCCUAGGUCCCUCUGUUUCUUCUGGUGCAACGACAAACUGUACGUCGACAAUAUCGUCGUUGAUAUGAUGGAGCUUCCAGGAAGAGGAAAACGUGAGGCAGACUUCUCAAGCAAGCUCUGCUCAGCCUCGCGGCAAGAUUACGCGGAGAUAAACAGUGGCUCGAGUGCAUCUUUCGUUGAUAAUUGUUGAUUACAACGUGAAAUCAUCUGGUCAGAAGCCUCCGGAGAUGAUCCAGCUGUUGGGCCAGCUGGGAACGCCUCGAUUACUGGCAAUUUUUGAGGCUAAUCAAUCAUCUUCAUUAAUCGUUUGAUUCUCAGAAGAUAGUUAGACAGUCUUCCUCCGAAGAAGUACGUCAAUUUCAACAAUAGCCAUGAGAAGUAAUGAUUUACGGAUUCGGUGCACUAGUCAUGUGUUCCGGGCUCAUAUCAAUGUGUGUCGUGUGUGAUACGAGAUGUCAAUAAGCGGUGAUUCGUUGCAGAAGAUUAAAGCAGAACGCGCGGAAAAAUUCAUCGAAAUAAUACGCGUGAGUCUAGUGGCUUUUCAAUUAGAACAAUUCCAAUCAAAUCCGAUAGAUUUGCCUAAUGAAUUCACUAGAUUUUUCUAUUCAAUUUUCUCAUACGUGGGUCGUAAUUGUUGAUACGUAUACGCUUCAUUAUUAUUAGUAAUUAGCUAUUUGUAUAAUUUUCUCAUUGUUUUUUCUUCCUGUUCCCAUUGGACUGUAGUACAUUACUGCGUAUUAUCUCGUACAGUAGAAAAACCUUUAACCCUUGUGAUAUUUUUUUUGUUUACAAUAGUUUAAUGCUCCCCAAAGUGAGAAGUGAAUGCAGUGAGUUUGAAUUUUGUAUUUUUAAGUUUUGUA